AUGAACCGUCAGAUGGUGAGGUGCACGCAUGUUGGGCCGGAGGUAUUGGCACGGUUUUAGCACAUUAUAAUUCUCAAUUGUGCCUUUUCUUUGAUUUACUUAGUAAUUUUCAAACUACUGAUACGCUGUAUGGCGGUAACAAGGCUGAGCUGGAAACGGUUGGCUCGUAGAGUUUGAUGAAAACGAGGUCGGGAUCAGACUGCCGUUAGCCCCUCCUGGCGGAUUUUUUUUCUUCAUUCUUAUUUUUUUUUUUUAAUCUAAAGCCAAAAAACAAGGCAGAUAACGAUGUCGUUGACUGCUUCGUCUGACUAUUUCGCUGCCGAGUGUCUGGUGUCGAUAUCUAGCGGUCCUGUCCUGCAUAGACCCACCCCGGUCGCCCCCGCCAGCCAGCCGGCCACGGUGGGCCUGCUCCCUGGGGAGCCCGAAGGGUCUAGCGAGGACAGGGAAGUGCGGGAGACUCUGAGGCUGGAGGGGGCGAACAUGAUGGCGGUGGCCGGUAUCCUCACCGACCUGCACGGUAAGUUCCGCCCCAUGUCGGCCUACUCGGAGAGCAGCAACUCAUCAUGCGGUGGGGAGAGCGGCUACACCACGUUGUCCGACCCCACCACCCCUACCAUGACCCCCUCCGCCACCCCGGUCCCCGGACAGCAGCAGCAGCUGAGGGGGGGAGGAGGAGGAGGAGGCGUGGGGGCCCCGCGGUCCCCAGUGAAGCGACAUCAGUGCACUUUUGACGGAUGCGACAGGGUUUACGGGAAAUCGUCCCACCUGAAGGCACACAUCCGGACACACACAGGUGAGAGGCCCUUCCCAUGCACCUGGCCUGACUGUGAGAAGAAGUUUGCCCGCUCCGAUGAGCUCGCCCGCCACACCCGCACCCACACAGGAGAAAAACGCUUCCUGUGCCCACUGUGCGAUAAGCGCUUCAUGCGUAGCGACCACCUGAUCAAGCACGCCCGUCGUCAUCCUGACUUCCAGCCCUCCAUGCUGGGACGCAACAAGGGCACAUCCUCUGCUUCCAGCCCAGCUGUGCACCAUUAGGAUGGUUUUUGGUUGGGUGUUUCCUGUGGUCCGGUAUCAGCAGGAGCACAGAGAGUCUCGGUGGUUUCAAGUUAACCAGCUACAAUCAGAUCCACCGACUAGGAUUUAGCAUCGCUGUGUUCUACUCAAAAAUGUGCACACACAUGUACACAAGCGAACACACACAGAGCCGGAUGUGAGGGGGAAGUAGCCUCAUCUCUCUAUCCACACAGAUGGGUCAUGUGACCACUAUCCACCUCCUCAGCUUAACUAGGGUUGGGUGUCAAGAAUGUUCCAAAUCUAUAAGAACUGAAGAUUUGUUAAGAAAUUUGCUUUUUCGAUUCCACUUAUCGUUUCCUGAAAGCAAAGUUUGGACUUACCGCACUUCCAUUUGCAUUGCUGGUUACACGUGUAUCAAAGCACGUGUAUAAUGUUUACAAUACGGCAGGAUGGAGCUAGCUUUCAAAUGUGUAGCUAGGCUUCACAAAAGACAGUAAUGAUACAGUUAAAUGUAAUCAUUGCAUGAAAAAAAAUACAUGCAAGGGAGGAAAGUCAAUCCAAUAUGAUGACACGUUUCCAUGGUAUAAGGAUGCAGUGUGUUUCAAUAUCCUGUAAUGUGACAUAGUGAAAUUCAAUGGUGAAACCUUUUUAUAGAUCAAAUAUCCAGAUGGAAACUGGAAGUUUUUGGUUUAUCUUCUGAAUUAUAUGCUGGACGAAUCAAGGUACUUCAUCACAUUGAUGCAAAAAAAAAUUGUAAAACCAUAUAUGCCGCACGGCAUGUCGUGCUCAUUGAUUUGCAACAUUGCCUAAUACAAUGUUAUUAGGCUUUAAUGCCUCAGAAAGUAAAAACUAAUGUAAGACCAUUAAACUUUUGCAUGGCACAACAGAGAAUAUAUUUUUUCUUUAUUUUAACCAAGAAUAAAUCACAACAUAUCUUGUCUUUUAUGACAUGUUUAUGGCAGUCUAAACCUUAUGAAAAUAAAUGUGGAUUUUGCUUUCACUAUACUUUGGUUUUCUUUCUUAAGCAGGAUUCGAUAAGAAUCGGAAUCAUUAAGCAGAUUUCAGUCGAUAAACCCAACCCUAACUAUAACCUCAUUUUCUCAAACUGAAACACUUUCACAAAUUGCAGGGAUUUCUCAUAUUCAUCAUCAGCCAAAACUACUCUGUUUUCUCCUCUGUGGUUAAUUUGCUGUUUGUUGUUGUGCUCUUCAGUACCAUUUAUUUACCAUGAGUAGCACAGUAUUGUGAUGUU
Messenger RNA from Xiphias gladius (swordfish), 2269 nucleotides. RefSeq lists its product as uncharacterized. Gene Ontology annotation, molecular function: RNA polymerase II cis-regulatory region sequence-specific DNA binding; DNA-binding transcription factor activity, RNA polymerase II-specific. Bases 286 to 1038 code for a protein of 250 amino acids. NCBI's taxonomy places the organism in Eukaryota, Metazoa, Chordata, Actinopteri, Istiophoriformes, Xiphiidae. The transcript has 2 exons. The record is from RefSeq and is a predicted model, not a curated record. Gene Ontology annotation, biological process: regulation of transcription by RNA polymerase II.